AUGGACGUGCUAACAAAGUCAGCUGUUGCAGAAAUAACCAAACUUGUAGACGAGGGCACUGUAGUGCUACGGCUUGAAAUGUGUCAGAAAGAAAAUGAGAUAGAAGGUCUUCAAAAUAGUUUACAGCUGAUGGAAAGAGAACUGAGGAAAGCUCAAAGAGAAGCAGCAACACGAGUGACAGAUGACAGGCAAGAUGCUGAGGGAAUUCAGGUUGGGAGUGGGACUCCACAAAAAGGUGAUGAAGAGGACCAAAAAGCCCAAGCCAUGCCUGUAGAGGACCCAGUAGAGAGCUUCAAUGAGCUGCAGAGGUCUGGACACCUUGAAGAGUGCAACAACAUGUGAGACAUGUACUGGUCCCUUGUUGGAAUUGAACCCACAACCUUGGCAUUGUAAGCACCAUGCUCUACCAAUUGAGGCACACAUGACAUGAGGUCGGGUCCUGUGUGAGCUAGAACUCUGUGGGUCUGUGGAGGUGAACCAGGCAGUGCAGGCAGUCCAGUCUGCCUACCAGGGCUGGAGCCGGAUGUCAGGGAUGGAGAGGGCACACAUGUUAGAAGCUGCCCAUAUCAUUGAGUUGUAGCUAGUUGCAGUUGCAACUGUCCGAAGUCCGACUGUCAGAAAGAUGUUUCAAAAGCUUGUUUUGUUCCGGCGGCUCCGACCUGCUGCUCUACUCUCUGCAACUCUACGUUGUGCCUCAUCGGGGACCGUGGACGUCAAAGUCCCGCUGAACUUCUGGUGCGGAGACAGAGUAAAGAUCAGGGAUGUGUCAACCACUGAGCCAGUUUACGAACCUGCAACUGGUAGCUACCUGGUUUCUAAAGAGUACUCUCUGAACCCUCCGUCGACUUUUAUAACGAUUUAUUUUAUCAGAACUUGAUUUUUACAUGUUCAUACACCCAAAGUGCUUUUUCUUUUAUUGAUUAACCUCCACUGUUGGACUUAGAUCUGAAGUCACUGUGAUUUUAUUCAGCUGGCUGAAAACCAAUUGUUUGUCACGCUGUAUCCUGUCAUAAACUUUGCACUGUUUCCUUGUUACAGUCACUCAGUGGAAUGGGUAUAUAGUUGAUGGGUGUACCCACAUCAGAAUUGGAGGAAUACACAAUUUACUUGUUGAUAUAACUUGUCAUGUUUCUCAUAGCAUGUCAGAUAGUUUGUGUGUGUGUGUGACUAGCGCUAUAAUGGCACAGAUACGAAGAUGAGUCCUCUAUCUAUCUCUAUGGUUGCGCCUCAUUGGGGACUGUGGAGGUCAAAGUCCUACUAAGGGUUAAUGAAAUACUGAAAUUGAUCUUAGGUCUAUAUUAAAUGAUGUUAACCCC
Messenger RNA from Salmo salar (Atlantic salmon), 1316 nucleotides. RefSeq names its product Aldehyde dehydrogenase family 9 member A1-B (gene a9a1b). The record is from RefSeq and is marked provisional. Lineage: Eukaryota; Metazoa; Chordata; Actinopteri; Salmoniformes; Salmonidae.